GGACCUCUCAACAUGGCGCCUUUCCGCCUCGAGCUCACCUGCGGAGGAUGAGAGCGGAGAGAGAACCCGAGAGCGGCCGGACCCACCGGCAGUCUGCCGGCCUCAGGGCUCCGUGUCCCGGUAGGACGCUCCGGAGGAGUCCGCUGUCCGUUCACCGAGGAGGAGGAGCUGCAGCCGGGCUUGUUUCUGCCGAGCAGCGCUGACAGAGAACCAGAGAGGUUAGUUACCGACAACCAGACCGGAAACCAGUGGGCAUUCCUUCAAAAUAAAACGUGUGAUUUAACAAGACCGGAAACAAUACGAUUACCUUCAAAAUAAAACCCGAAAGACAAUACCUUCAAAAUAAAAGUGAAGAUGUGUGUUUCCUGGUAGCUUCACAUGGAAAUGGAAAGAAGUGAUGACGAGUCCUUUUCACCGGUGACCACAAACAACGAGUCCUCGCCAUGUCACCCCUCCUCCUCUGCUGAUGUCAUCACUCAGGGUCACACUGUCUGUCCGGGGGCUCAGCGGGUCACAUGUUCAGUAGAUGGCGAGCAGGUGGCGUGUACGCUCUGCUCCGGGUCAGAUGACGGCACACGGGGACCAAUCAGACGCAGCUCUGAUGUCAGGGAGGCGGGGCUUAGUCUGAGAGAUGAUGUCACCCCAACAGACAGGAUCAGUCCAAAUAUGGUCACAAACUGUUGGUUGGCGUGCUCAGACACCGAGGGGUCAAAGGUUAACCGCUGUCACAGACUGGAAGGUGAUGGUCACUGUGGGGGCGGGGCUACCUCCCAGGUAGUGACCCUCGCCUCAGACUCUGACUCACAGGAAGAGGAUUUCUCUGACCCACCAGAGGUCAUCUCUGAUGAUGAAGCCUUUAUCACAGAGCCGCCGAUGGAUGAGCUGAACCUCCCCAGCGCCGCCGACGCCAACGUCAACGCCACCGCCGACGCCAACGCCACCGCCGACGCUCUCUCCAGGAACACGUACGAGUGCGGUCGCAGGCAGAGCGCUCCGGGUCAGCUGGUUCAGGAUGACGGAGGUUCAGAGUCCGAGCUUCAGUCCAGGAGACCGGGCAUCAUCGAGUACUUCAGCAGCAGGAAGCAGCGGUCCGUCAGUCACAGCGUUCCUGGUUGGAAGUUGUUUGGUAAAGUUCCUCCCAAGCAGAGUCCCUCCAGACAGGCUCGGAUCAUCCAGCAGCAGAGCGCUGAGGUCAGUCUGAGCUCUCUGGACUCUCCAGACCUCCAGGACUCUGGGGAGUUUGAGGCGCGGCAGGUGGCGGCCCGCAGCUCUCCUACCCAUCAUGCGGGGCAGCAGAGCAGGAGGAAGGUGGAGUUCGAGCCGAUGUCGACCACAGCACUGAUCCUGGAGGACCGCCCACCAAACCUUCCCGCCAAGUCAGCGGAGGAGAGCCAGAGACACAGACAGCAGUAUGAGGAGAUGGUGGCUGGAGCAAAGAGGAGAGAGCUGAAGGAGGCUCAGAGGAGGCAGCAGCAGCUGAAGGAGAAGGUCAGACAGGAGGAGGUGAUCUCCAACGCCGCCCUGAUGUGGAACCAGCACAUCCUGCCCCACUGGGACUCCAUGAAGUCAAGCCGCCGUGCUCGCGACCUGUGGUGGGGGGGUUUACCGCCCAGCGUCAGAGGUCGAGUCUGGAGCGUCGCCAUCGGCAACGAGCUGAACAUCACUGCAGAGCUGUAUGAGAUCUUCCUCUGCAGAGCGAAGGAGAAGUGGAGGAAUGUCGGUGAAACUGACGACGGACGCUCACAGGUGGACCCAGAGUCCGGGCUGGACCUGGUCUCACGGGACAUCUCCAGAACCUUCCCCUCGCUCUGCGUCUUCCAGAAGGGUGGCCCUUACCACGACACGCUGCAAAGCAUUCUGGGAGCUUAUACCUGCUACAGACCUGAUGUGGGAUAUGUGCAGGGUAUGUCCGCCAUGGCGGCCAUGUUGGUACUGAACAUGGACGAGGUGGAAGCCUUCGUUAGUUUCUCCAACCUGAUCAACCGACCCUGUCAGCUGACCUUCUGCAGGGUGGAGCACCAGCAGAUGCUCAGGUAUUUCGGGGCCUUCCAGGUGUUCUUCCAGGAGAGUCUUCCUCGUCUCUUCCUCCACUUCCAGUCUUCUGGUCUGACCCCUGACCUCUACCUCAUGGACUGGAUCCUGUCUCUCUACACGAAGCCCCUCCCCCUGGACGUGGCGAGCAGAGUUUGGGACGUUUUCUUUCGGGACGGAGAAGAGUUCCUGUUCAGGACGGCUCUGGGGAUCCUGAGACUCUACCAGGAGGUCCUGCUGCACAUGGACCUCAUCAGCAUCGCUCAGUUCCUGUCCCGCCUCCCUAAUGAAGAGCUGCUCUCUGAUAGGCUGUUCUCCUGCAUCUCGGCCACGCCCCUACUGAGUGGGAACAGGAAGUGGAGUCAGGUCCUGUCGUCCUACAGAGAGUCUGAGAGGAGCAGCUGCUGAUCUACAGUCUGUUUUUAUUCCAGUUAAACAUUAAUAAUAAAACAUUAAAUAACUUUAACAAUAUGAAAUCAUCGUGUUUUUAAUUGUUGUGAUUUUAGUUGUGAGUGAAAGUAUUUAUUAACCUUUAUUAAUAUAACUUUAUAUCAUUUUAUCUGAUUAAAAACUGUGAAUUCAUACAAAGAUUCUGAAUGUACAGUUUGUAAUAAUAAUGUGUAAUGAUGUGUAAUAAUGUAUUUACUGUGUGUCUGUAUCUUCCUUUAUGUCCUCUUCUACUGUAUUUAUUAAAUUAUUAGUCAAUAACAAUAAA
Dicentrarchus labrax (European seabass) is the source of this 2746-nucleotide messenger RNA. Its product is annotated as TBC1 domain family member 12-like. Bases 379 to 2439 code for a protein of 686 amino acids. The transcript has 15 exons. Lineage: Eukaryota; Metazoa; Chordata; Actinopteri; Moronidae. The record is from RefSeq and is a predicted model, not a curated record.